Messenger RNA from Penicillium chermesinum, 2472 nucleotides. Its product is annotated as putative differentiation regulator (Nrd1). Bases 1 to 2472 code for a protein of 823 amino acids. Gene Ontology annotation, molecular function: mRNA binding. Gene Ontology annotation, cellular component: cytoplasmic stress granule. The record is from RefSeq and is a predicted model, not a curated record. The transcript has 2 exons. NCBI's taxonomy places the organism in Eukaryota, Fungi, Ascomycota, Eurotiomycetes, Eurotiales, Aspergillaceae. Gene Ontology annotation, biological process: mRNA splicing, via spliceosome.
AUGCAAAACUCGGAUGCAUCGAGCAUCUCGAAUAGCGCGCGCUUUGGACCCUCGAAAUACAAUUUGCACGGCGAAACAGGCUUUUCUCACGGCGCAUACAGUUCCAAUAACAACCCGCAAGCAUUCUCGAACCGCUCCCGCCGCGCCAAUAUUCCGGCGAUAAAUACCGCCGCUACAGGCCAAACCGCUGACAUGGCCGCCGGGGCUGGGUUCGAUAUGAACUUCACCCCCCUCCUCCCGUCACAACUGUUGGUUGGCAGUCCCUUCCAGCCCGGCACCCCGUCUGCGUUUGCGUCCCCACAAUUCGCCAGUUUUGGCGGCUUUUCACCAGUCAAUGGUAACGGACAUGCGCAGAACUCGCAAAACCAGCUUGGAAGUCCCACCCAGGGCAUGCAGGGUUUACACAACUCGGGGAUGUACCCGGGCAUGAUCUCUACCGAUGGACUAGGUGCGUCCCAGCUGAUGGGCCCGCAAUCUCCCAUUAAUGGCCUGGGUGGUUUGAAUGGUGCUGCGUUAGGCAGCCCAGCUGCGUCAGUCUCCCCAGGGAUGUUGUCGGGAACCAGUCGUACGGUGUACCUAGGAAACAUCCCCGCUGAAACAAGCGCCGAGGAAAUCCUGAACCACGUGCGGAGCGGGCAGAUCGAGUCUGUGCGCCUACUGCCAGACAAGAACUGUGCCUUUAUCUCAUUUUUGGACAGCAGCUCCGCAACUCACUUCCAUUCAGAUGCUAUUUUGAAGAAGCUGGCAAUCAAGGGAAAUGACAUCAAAGUUGGCUGGGGUAAACCGUCUCAGGUCCCGACGUCCGUUGCUUUGGCAGUUCAACAAUCUGGUGCCUCUCGCAAUGUUUACCUUGGAAAUAUUGCGGAGGAAACCUCGGAGGACGAUCUGCGUGAGGAAUUGGGUAAAUUUGGCCCCAUUGAUACGGUGAAGAUUGUCAAGGAGAAGGCAAUUGGAUUUGUGCACUUCUUGUCCAUCAGCAAUGCUAUGAAGGCCGUCACCCAGCUUCCUCAGGAGCCGCAGUGGCAGGCACCGAAGCGUGUGUUCUACGGCAAGGACCGCUGCGCUUACGUCUCUAAGACACAGCAGCAGAACGCGGCCCAAUUCCUUGGAAUCGCCCCAGGAUAUGCGCAUGUUUUGAACUCGGCGGAUCGGGAUUUGAUCUCGAAUGCGCUGGCCCAGCAAUCAGUCGCUGCGGCGGCUGUGGCCACUACAGCCGGAGGAGUCAACAACCUCGGCAACAGGACUAUUUACCUUGGAAAUAUUCACCCCGAGACUACUAUUGAAGAGAUCUGCAAUGUGGUGCGAGGUGGUCUGCUGCACCAUGUGCGCUACAUCCCGGACAAGCAUAUUUGUUUCGUGACUUUUAUCGACCCCACCUCGGCCGCCUCCUUCUAUGCCCUGAGCAACCUGCAGGGAUUGAUGAUUCACAACCGUCGAUUGAAGAUUGGCUGGGGUAAGCACUCUGGGCCUCUUCCUCCCGCUAUCGCCUUGGCUGUCAGCGGCGGCGCAUCACGAAACGUCUAUAUUGGAAACUUAGACGAGGCUUGGACAGAGGAGCGCCUUCGCCAGGAUUUUUCGGAGUAUGGUGAGAUUGAAUUGGUCAACACGCUGCGCGAGAAGAGCUGCGCCUUUGUGAACUUCACCAACAUUGCCAAUGCGAUCAAAGCAAUUGAAGGAAUGCGCAACCGAGAGGAGUACCGCCGAUUUAAGAUUAAUUUCGGAAAAGAUCGUUGCGGAAACCCUCCACGCCAGGCCGGUAAUCACGGCAAUGGCUCACAACAGAAUCGCAAUGGGAACGGCCUUGAGGGGCCCCAGUCUCCCUCUCCUGCCUUGAACGGCUUCCAGCAGAACCUGAGCCAGUCUGGCUCUCAGUCCAGCCCGACUCGCCCUGCAAUCUCACCCGCACCGGGCUCUACUGGCUCUCAGAAUGGCCAGCAGCACCGCCAUCCUAUGCAUGCCGUGUCAUCCCCUCAAGGAGUUCUCAAUAUGUCUGCUCAGCAAGCACAGGAGCAAGAGGGUCACUUGGGAGAUUCCCUGUCCCUGGGUGGCUUGCAAGGACAAUCCCAGGCACCACCGCAGCACUCCCUCUACAACGGGGGCAGCAGCGAUCUUGCCAGUGGAAACAUCGAUGCGCCGCUGCACCAGCACCAGCACAAGCCCUCUACCAAUACUUAUUUGAGCGUCGGAGGCUCCGGCCACGGCCACCAUGCAACCGCUAGCACCAGCAAUUUGAGUGUUCCCCGUGCAUCACACUCCCGAGCCGUGAGCUUGCCGUCCUUCUCCCAGGAGCCCUUUGGGCCAGUAUCUGGACAACCUGGGCAUAUCCGCACUGGGGCUUCCCACCAGCCCCAGGCUAGCUUCUCCAGCUUUUCAUCGGCUUUGGGUGGGUUGAACCACCCUGGCUUUGGACUUGCCAUCCAAAACGAAAGCUCCCUGCCCGGCUGGGCUGAGGAGGAAAUUGGUGCCAAAUAA